AUGGGGGCUAAGAAUAACGUGGAUACAAAGCUCGAGACUGAUGACAAGACUGGAGAGUCUUCUGAACCUGAGACUGAUGACAGUGAUGAUUGGAAGGACACCAGAGAACCUCAGUCAAGUUUAAACUUUCUGAAAAAUCAUCAAGUCUCUGUCAAUGAUUUGAUUGUUGGUGCGAAACGAUUUAGCUGCUCUGAGUGUGGGAAAAGAUUUGGUUACCGUGGAAAUUUGAAGAAACACAUGAGAUCUCAUUCAGGAAAGAAACUAUUUACCUGCGGUGAGAGUGGAAAAAGAUAUGGUCAAAAUUUUAAUCUGAAGAAACUCGGGAGAUCUCAUACAAGAGAGAAACCAUAUAGCUGCUCUGAGUGUGGCAAAAGCUUUGGUAAAAGUGGAGAUCUGAAGAGACACAUGAGAUCUCAUUCAGGAGAGAAACCAUUUAGCUGCUCUGAGUGUGGCAGAAGCUUUGCUCAAAAUGGAAGUCUGAAGACACACAUGAGAUGUCAUACAGGAGAGAAACCAUUUAGCUGCUCUGAGUGUGGCAAAAGCUUUACUCAAAAUGGAAGUCUGAAGGAACACAUGAGAUCUCAUACAGGAGAAAAACCAUUUAGCUGCUCUGAGUGUGGAAACAUUUUUAAUCGUAGUGGCAGUCUGAAGGAACACAUGAUACGUCAUACUGGAGAGAAACCAUUUAGCUGCUCGGAGUGUGGGAAAAGAUUUGGUUACAAAGGAGAUCUGAAGAAACACAUGAGAUCUCAUUCGGGAGAGAAACCAUUUAGCUGUUCUGAGUGUGGAAAAAGAUUUGGUCGAAAGUUAACUCUAAAGACACACAUGAGAUCUCAUACAGGAGAGAAACCAUUUAACUGCUCUGAGUGUGGCAAAGGCUUUGGUCAAAAGGGAGAUCUGAAUAGACACAUGAGAUGUCAUACAGGAGAGAAACCAUUUAACUGCUCUGAGUGUGGCAAAGGCUUUGGCAAAAGUGGAGAUCUGAAGAUACACAUGAGAUGUCAUACAGGAGAGAAACCAUUUAGCUGUUCAAUUUGUGGGAAAUCAUUUACACAAAAUGCACAUUUACAGACACACGUAAAAAUUCAUGACAGAGAUAAGUGAUUAAACUGUUCAGUCACUUGGCGUAAGAAGGAGACUAGAGAAACAGCCAGUUGUUUUUUUGUGGGGGGGGCGGGGUCAGUCAACUGGUGGGAGUGUGCUCACCUGUCUGCCAUUAGCGAUGCAGAGAGCAGAGAAGAAUUAGAAAUGUGCGACCAUGUAGAGGCAGAAAUGACAUGCCACACAGUUUUAGACAGGUCCUCAGACUCUGUCGUGACAACAACCAAAGCAGCCAGAUCCACAGUGGCCUUCAUGAAAGAUCUAAACCUCUGUGACACCUGGAGACACUUUCACCCCACAACUAGAGACUACUCCUUCUAUUUGUGUCUCCAUAAUUCCCAUACGGGGAUAGAUUUUUUUCUUACAUCUUACCAAUUAACCCAUAGAGUUAUGGA
Messenger RNA from Epinephelus moara (kelp grouper), 1496 nucleotides. RefSeq names its product gastrula zinc finger protein XlCGF17.1-like. NCBI's taxonomy places the organism in Eukaryota, Metazoa, Chordata, Actinopteri, Perciformes, Serranidae. The coding region runs from base 1 to 1104 and encodes 367 amino acids. Gene Ontology annotation, biological process: regulation of transcription by RNA polymerase II. The transcript has 2 exons. Gene Ontology annotation, molecular function: RNA polymerase II cis-regulatory region sequence-specific DNA binding; DNA-binding transcription factor activity. The record is from RefSeq and is a predicted model, not a curated record.